AGGAGUGUGUCGCCAUCUUUGAGCGUGGACUGGUGACUGGACGGGAUGAUCUGGCCGCCACAUUAACUUGGAGUGCGCGCUACCAAGUGCAACACGUCGCGGACGACAUAAUAGCGGUACUUUGCGGUUUAGAUUCGUCGGUCACACGUCGUCAAUAUUCCCGGGACAAGGACCAAACUAGCGAACCUUUCUUGGUCAGCACAAGCGGCAAGCGAAGGCACAAAAACCACAAAAAACACAAAGCACACACACGGCACACACUUGUACACUUACACACGGCAAGCAGUGCGGAACACUUGGACACAUACGCCCAGCUUGUUGCUGGCUGUGGGCGUGGCAGCGCACGAAAAAGAAACAGACAAGGACACACACAUGUGUCCUGCCAGUGUGUCGCGGAAAUUUUUGUGCGGAAAUUAUAGAAAUUUCGCUUUUUGAUUUCAUUUUCGUUCCGCUUUCGUUGCGAACCUCUCACCCCUCGCCACCCAUCGCCCACCUUUUGUGCACCUGCACCUGUGCGAAAAGACAUCGUGAAAUGCCCAAGGAGCCCGCUGCCGUCGGUGUCCAGUUGGCUUGGUGGUCGUCGCCGUCAUCGUCCUUGCAGUGACAAAUUUCCUUGCAUAUCCGCUCCAGGACUACGAAACUUUGGCUGCAAACAAAACCGUCAUUUGCGUGGCGCGUCGCUGUCGCGUUCACUUGUCGCAUAUCCGUCGCCAUUUUGACAAUAAUUUCAUUUCCGGUCGGCAAUUUGUACGCACUUGAGUGAGUGAUUAACUGCACCGAUUCCCAACGAUUGUGAAGUGUCUACGAUUACUAAGUUGUGACUUAAGUUGUCCCGACGGAACUCUAAGAGAUAGUCAAAGGGUAGACUUAUUUUUGGAUAAACUUUAUUGCACAUACAGGCACAAUCCUGAGAGUCAAGUGGAAUCCCUUGUUCAGCCAACAGCCAUCCAUCGAGGCUCCCCAGGCGUGCGCCAUGUACGAGAACUCCUGUUCGUAUCAGACGGCGCUGGACCUGAAGAGGGUAUCGCCACCUACUCUCGCCCAGGUGAAGACAGAGGAGUGCCUUGCACUCGGACAGUGCUCGCCGGACUGGACCUCGUACCGCUUCCAUCAGUCCACCUUCGAGCAGCUGAAGCAGAGUGUGGAGAAGGCCAAAGCGGCGCUGCAGGAUCGCAGCAGUUUUUUCGGGGCCAGCAGUGCCUUUAGCGACAUCUACUCGAGCCAGCGUUUGACGGACUCCCUCGACACCCUGCCCGUUCAGUCCGGGAACGGAGGCGGCAAUUGCCUCGGCCUUCCACACAAUCCCAAUGUCGGAGUGGGCGUGGCCGGAGUGCUCAAUUACAAUGCGGUUAGCAGCAGUACGGCUGGAGUGCUGAGCAGCAGUGGGAACGGUGUGCAGAGACACCGAUUGGACACUCUGCAGCCGCCAUCCGGGUGCUCUCCUGCAGUCACCCAGCACGGCGUCAUCACGUCCAGCGCCGGACAGGUCACGUCCGGAACUCUGGAUGCGGUGAGUGCGGCUCCAGCACUUUCAUCGCUAACAGCGUCCAGCUCCUCGCAUGUGGAGCACAAAGUCAGGGCAGAUAAAUCCACGCUGGACUGCGCCACCACAUCCUCGCAUGCGGCGGCGCCCUCGUCCUCGUCCUCUGCCAGCGACCAUCAGCAGGGCAGGAUCAGCGGCAGCAAGAGCAACAGCACCAGUGGCACCGGAGGAGGGGCAUCGGCAUCAGGAGGCGGCGGCUCUGCACUGUAUUCCUCGUACAAAUCGUCGUGGGGCUCCCACAGUUCGACACAAUCGCAAGGUUACAGCUCGAACGCCCUGGGCAUCAAACAUGAUCCGCACUCACAACUACGGCAACCUGAUCCAUAUCAAAUGUUCGGACCCACCAGCAGCAGACUGGCCAGCUCAGGCUCUGGCCAGAUCCAGCUGUGGCAGUUCCUCCUCGAGCUGCUCUCGGACUCCAACAACGCCAGCUGCAUCACCUGGGAGGGCACCAACGGCGAGUUCAAGCUCACCGAUCCCGACGAGGUCGCCCGCCGCUGGGGCGAGAGGAAGUCCAAGCCCAACAUGAACUACGACAAGCUCAGUCGCGCCUUGAGGUACUACUACGACAAAAACAUAAUGACCAAGGUGCACGGCAAGCGGUAUGCGUACAAAUUCGAUUUCCAAGGCCUGGCAGCUGCCACUCAGCCGGCGGCCAGCGAUCCCACCUACAAGUACCAGAGCGACUUGUUCAUGACACCAUAUCACCACAGCGCCAAGCUCAGCUCGUUCAUGAGUCCGCACCAUGGCAUGACCUCAUCCUCGGCCUCCAUCUUCCCGUCGGCCGCCUCGUGGGGCAACUGGGGCAGUCCGGCCACGAAUCUCUACCAGCCGCACUCGAUGAGCCACGUGACUCCCUCCCACGUGGCGCCCCACCUGAGCAGCUAUCCCCACUACGCAUGA
Drosophila simulans is the source of this 2446-nucleotide messenger RNA. RefSeq names its product DNA-binding protein D-ETS-3 (gene Ets65A). Gene Ontology annotation, cellular component: nucleus. Gene Ontology annotation, biological process: regulation of transcription by RNA polymerase II; cell differentiation. The record is from RefSeq and is a predicted model, not a curated record. Gene Ontology annotation, molecular function: sequence-specific DNA binding; DNA-binding transcription factor activity, RNA polymerase II-specific. The transcript has 10 exons. The coding region runs from base 974 to 2446 and encodes 490 amino acids. Lineage: Eukaryota; Metazoa; Arthropoda; Insecta; Diptera; Drosophilidae.